CCAUACCGUACCUCGUACCGUACGUUACGAAUUACCGUACGCUACGCUACAGUACAGCACCAGUUACGUACCGUACCGUACUGUACCAAUGAAGAGAAGAAACAUACCGUACCGUACGUACGAUGUCAUCGCCGAGAAACGAAGCUCCACACGUCAGUUGUCUCCUGUUGGAAUCGGUUUGUUCUUCAAAUCCCAAAUCCAAAAAUCUCAUCAUCAUCAUCAUCGUUGUCGUCGUCGUCGUCGUCGUCGACACCGAAACCGCUUCGUACCAUACCACGGGACCCAACGGAGCAGCAAGCAAGCAAAACCAAACAGAGCAGUCCUCUGUUGCAUCGAAACGGACAAUCUCGAUACCGAAGAGACAGCACUACUACGACGUCGCGAGGGCAUCCGACGACCCACAACACCACUCGAACCGCAACACCACAAGCAAAGCAACGCAACGCAAACGAAGCAUGGCGGCCGGAAAGAGAACCAGGCCCGGAAGGGACGAUCGGAGGAACCUUGCACCGGCGCGGGCGGGCGUUGCCGGCCUCUUGCGGGCGGCGCUGCUGCUYGUCCAGCUGGCCUCGAUGCUGGCAGCGGCCGGCGCCUUUGUCGCCACRCCGGGGGGAGGCGGAAACCACGCYUGCCGCGUGGGAACCGCCCUCCGGGCCGGAACCGACCACUMUAACGCCAASGCCAAYGCCAAYGYCAACSRCMACCACCACCACCACGGCGAGCCCGGGGAGGCCGCCGUCCUGUCCCGGAGGUCGGCCCUGAUGGCGGCCGCCCGAUCGGCGUCCGCUUUGGCAAUGGCGUGUUCCAUCGCCCCGCCGCGRUCGMUGGCAGCGGAAGGCCCCCCUUCCACCACCACCGUUCCCGUYCGGGCGUCCUGGAAGGCCGUCGACGGCCUCAACACCAUGGAGGAGGAAACGAAAAACUUUGUCGGCUUUGACGCCUCGGCCUACCAGGCCAUGAUCAACGACAAGAACCGGACCCCGAUGUUCUACAAGGCCAUGGCCGAGCGCAUCGACGACGGGAGGGGAGCGAAAACCGUCCUCGACCUGGGAACGGGMCCCUUUGCCAUCUUUGCCAUCCGGGCGGCCGAGCUCGGCGCAGAGAAGGUCUACGCCAUCGAGGCCAACCCGAGGGCCGCGUCCAUGGCCAGGGAGACCGUCCGGAAGAAGGGCUUCGAGGACGUCAUCACCGUCCUGGAGGGAUUUUCGACCGACGUGAGCCUCCCCAACGGAGACAAGGCCGACCUGAUCGUCGCCGAGAUCAUCGGAUCGAUCGCCUCGGAGGAGGGCGUCGUGGCCACGAUCGCCGACGCCCACAGGCGGUUCGCCAGAAACCCCACCAGCGACUCCACCUGGAUCCCCAGCCGGGUCCAGACCUACGCGGCGCCGGCCUCCUACACGCUGCACAACCUCUUUGGKCCACCGGGAUUUGACUGGUCCAAGCUCGACGGGGACCCGGUCCGGUUCAACUGCCGGGACGAGGGCCUGCAGCUCCUGUCGGACCCGCAGAUCGUCGAGGACAUUUCCUUCGCCAACAUCCUCGACCACRAGGUGUCGAACCGCCGGGUCCUCGACUUUGCCGUCGACGAGGCCCGGACCGUCGCCAACACGGAAACCCUCGUGGCGGAGCUCCAGGCCAACAAGCUCGGCAAGUCGGAGGCCCUCCGGGCGGCCGACGCCACCGGGCACUCCUUCAGCGGGCUGGCCCUGUGGCCCCGGCUGGUCCUGGGAUCCACCGGUGCCAUCGACUCCCGGCGCUUUCCCGACGGCGGGCACCAGAGGAGCCACUGGCAGACGGUCCUGCCCAUCAUGGGGGACCGGCCGGUGCCCGUCCGGGGGGGCGACGCCAUUUCCAUCCGGGUCGACUUUCGGGUCCMMRGCGGAGGAGGGGGGACCACCGACCUCCAGACGCCGGCGACCUACAAGCUGGAGGGCACCGUCGUGUCGUCGGCGCCGGUGGGACAACCGGAGCCGGUGCUGAUGUAGCCAUUGCGGUGCAAUGCGAUGCAAUGCCAAGCAAUGCGCAAAACAUACUGUGUCCAUCCGCGGAGCAGGCGAGGUUACUGCAAGUAAAAAAAAUCUUAAUAU
Molecule: messenger RNA, 2087 nt
Organism: Pseudo-nitzschia multistriata
Lineage: Eukaryota; Bacillariophyta; Bacillariophyceae; Bacillariales; Bacillariaceae
Source: the annotation of a GenBank genome assembly